This is a messenger RNA of Verticillium alfalfae VaMs.102, 537 nucleotides long. RefSeq lists its product as hypothetical. NCBI's taxonomy places the organism in Eukaryota, Fungi, Ascomycota, Sordariomycetes, Glomerellales, Plectosphaerellaceae. The record is from RefSeq and is a predicted model, not a curated record. The transcript has 2 exons. Gene Ontology annotation, molecular function: zinc ion binding. Bases 1 to 537 code for a protein of 178 amino acids.
AUGCCAUUCUUCUCCAAGAAGAAGGACGAACAAUCACAGCAGCCUCUCGACCAGACCCACCCUGUUGCCAACAUGUCCUACGAGCCAAAGCCCGUACCCGUCGACUCGACUGGCCCACCGCCACCCGACUACAUCAAUGACCGCCACGGCAUUCACGACCAGGGAGCCGUUCCUCCUCACAGCGGCGCUGCCCCGCAGAACAGCUAUCCCAUGAACAACAUGAACGGCCCUGGCCCGGGUCCCGGCUUUGGUGGCCACCCUCACGGCCCCCAGGGCACACCCAUCGCCUCGCUAGGCCCCCACCCAGCGCCAAUCAACUGUCCCAAUUGCCACCACAGCGGCAUCACGGCCGUCGAGUACUCGUCUGGCGGCUUCACCCACGCCCUCGGUGCCUUGGUGUGUUUCGUGACCUGCCUAGGCUGUAUCCCCUACUUCUUCACGAGCCUCAAGGAUGCGACGCAUAAGUGCGCCAAGUGCGGCAUUCCCCUUGCCACGUAUCAUCGCAGUGGCAGGACCGAGGUUCACCUGAGCGGCUAG